AUGAGAGAAAGUAGAUGUUUGGUGUUAAUCACAGUGGGUCUCUUGCUCAUUCGUGUUCUUCUGCUGGUCUUCAUCAUACUGCAGCACAUCACCAUCACAGCAGAGAGGGACCUGAUGAAGAGUUACAAGAACACAGUUAAAGAGCUCAAUCAAACUAUCAAAAGCUUACAAGACAAUUACACUGAUCUAAUGAUUGAAAAAGACCAACUGCAGAAUAUUUUCAACUUUGUGAUCCAGAAGAAACUGGAGCUGGAGACCACAAUUUCUUUUCCACUUCUGAUGCAGCAAAGAGCUGGUCUGACAGCAGACAGUACUGCAAGGAUCAUGGUGGUGAUCUGCUACAUUCUCUCAGCGCCCAAUAUACUGAAGGUGGGCUCCCCAGAGAAAGUGUUCCUGGAGGCACAGGACUAUUCUGGAGCCAGUCUGAAUGUUAAAGUCUCAGUAAGAAACCCUAAAGAUAACAACCGUGAAGUGACGAGUGAGUCAGUUACUCUGACAUCCGCCAAGAACUAUCAGGAUCUAGUCGAGAUAGAGAUACCCGGAAAUGUGUUUUCCUUUGAGAAGGAAGUACAGCAAUAUGCCAUCUUGCAAGCCCAGUUUCCACAGAAGCUGCUUGAGAAAAAGGUCAUGGUGAUCUUUCAGUCUGGAAACAUAGUGUUACAGACUGACAAGACCAUCUACACUCCAGACAGCACAGUUUAUUACCGGGUGUUUUCACUGAGCCCAGGCAUGACACGGCCUGUGGAAAGUAGAGUCAGAGUGGAGAUCCUGACUCCUGAUGGCAUCAGCCUUGAGAGCAAAUCUGUUUAUCCCGGUGGAGGAAUAGUGUCAGGAACCUUCAGCCUGACGGAUCCAGCUAGCCCAGGCUUGUGGAAACUUGUGGCGUGGCAUCAGAACAGCCCACAGAAGAACUUCUCCAGUGAGUUUGAGGUGAAAGAAUACGUCCUGCCCAGCUUCGAGGUCACUUUGAGUCCACAGAAAGCCUUCUUCUACGUGAACGAUGAUAGUCUAUCAUUUGAUAUUAAAGCCAAGUAUCUGUUUGGGGAGAAAGUCAGUGGUCAUGGAUUUGUUGUAUUUGGUGUGGUGACUGAAGAUAAAGGGAAGAUAAGUAUACCAGGCUCCUUACAGAGAGUACAGAUCUGGGAAGGAAGUGGAACAGCGGAGCUAAAAAGGAAACACAUCCUGCAGACCUUCCCAAACAUCAUGCAACUUGUCGGCCAGUCACUGUACAUUGCAGUGAGCGUGUUAACCGAGUCUGGCAGUGAAAUGGUGGAAGCACAAAAGAAAGGCAUUCAGAUUGUGACAUCACCAUACACCAUCCACUUCAAAAAAACACCACACUUCUUCAAACCUGGAAUGCCCUUCGAUGUCUCGGUCUACAUAACAAAUCCUGACCAAACACCUGCUAAAAAUGUGAAAGUAGAGGUCAAUCCUGGAGGGGUCAGAGGUCAAACAAGAGACAAUGGCAUUGCAAAAGUUACUGUCAACACUCCGGGAGGAUCUUCUACAUUGGAGAUUAUUGUAAAGACCAAAGACCCACAAUUAACCGACGAACAGCAGGCAGUGAAGAAGAUGACAGCUCAGGCUUACAAGCCGAAAGGCGGCUCCAACAACUAUCUGCACAUCGGCAUUGAUGCUGCAGCACUUCAGAUCGGUGAUCAAAUGAAAGUCAGUCUGAACUUGGGAAAAAGCUCAAGAGUGAUAGAUCAAGAUUUCACCUACAUGAUCUUAAGUAAAGGUCAGAUCAUUCAAGCAGACAGGUUUAAGCGAAGAGGACAAUCUCUAGUGUCUCUGUCUCUGCCUGUAACCAAAGACAUGGUGCCAUCCUUCCGCUUUGUGGCUUAUUAUCAUGUGGGCUCGUCUGAGGUGGUGUCUGAUUCAGUCUGGGUUGACGUGAAGGACACAUGCAUGGGAACGCUUAAAGUGGAAGUUUACGAUCCAGUCGAUAUGUAUGAGCCAGGUGAAGACUUCAGCCUAAGCAUAACAGGAGAUCCUGGGGCUAAAGUUGGGUUGGUGGCUGUGGAUAAAGGUGUCUAUGUUCUGAACAAUAAGAACAGGAUAACUCAAACAAAGAUCUGGGAUGUUGUUGAGUCACAUGACAUUGGCUGCACAGCAGGAAGUGGAAAGGACAGUAUGCAAGUAUUCAGUGAUGCUGGCCUGCUGUUUGAGUCCAGCUCUGCUGGAGGCACUGACGUCAGGACAAAUCCUCAAUGCCAAUCUUCACCACGAAGAAAAAGACGAGAUAUAACCUCAAUGGAUCUCCUGCGUUCUCUAUCGAACAAAUACUCUGGCAUUGAGAGAGAAUGCUGUUUGGAUGGAUUGAAGAAUAUCGAGGAUUUGAGCAUCACCUGUCAGUAUCGGGCAUCUUUCAUUGUGGAUGGAGAGGAGUGCAGACAGGCUUUUCUGCACUGCUGCAAUGUGAUGGCCGACCAUCGCGAAAAGUCAGUUGAAGAACAGAUUCUAGCCCGCAGUGAAAGCGAGGAGUUUGUCAACUCCGAUGACAUUGGGAACGUACAUGGGCAAAAUUCUCAAGCAUCCAUGACAGCUUUUGUGCUCAUUGCCCUACAGGAGGGGAGAGGCAUUUGUGCCGGCCAAAUCUCAAGUCUUGAAAGAAGCAUAAAUAAAGCCGUUGUCUACCUCAGAUCUCAGUUUCAUGGUCUGACAAAUCCUUACGCAGUGGCAAUGACAUCUUAUGCUCUUGCCAAUGGAAAUGCACUCGACAAACAAAUCUUAUUGCGAAAAGCCUCUGCAGAUGGAAGUCACUAUCCUGUCCCUGGAAGCAAUAGCUUUACUUUAGAGGCUUCGGCCUAUGCACUUUUGGCUCUCGUAAAAGCUCAAGACUUUCAGAGUGCAGCUCCCAUCGUAAACUGGCUCAACAACCAGAGGCAGUACAAUGGAGGAUAUGGCACGACUCAGGCCACCAUCAUGGUGUUUCAGGCUGUAGCAGAGUACAGGAUUCAAGUGAAAGAGAUAAGGCAGUUAGACCUUGAGAUGACGAUCCGAGUCGAUGGCAGCCGGCAGCCAAUUGUGUGGAAGUUCAACAAAGACAACUCUUAUCUCGCACAAACAGAAAAGAUUUCAUCCAACAGGCAAAUCACUAUCAGUGCUAAGGGUUCUGGAGAGGCCUCUGUAACUGUUGUGACUGAGUACUAUGCAAAACCAAAAGAAAGCAAAACCACUUGCAAGAACUUCGAACUUUCUUUGGCUUUUGAAAAGGCUAAUAAAGUAACAUAUCAAGGAGCAACUGAGAGUUACAAACUCAUUAUAAAUACCAGAUAUCUGUCUGCUGACAGAGAUGCCACCAUGUCUAUAUUGGACAUAUCAUUACUGACAGGAUUUGUUGUGGAUGAGAAUGAUCUUAAGACGCUGUCAACUGGACAUGACAGGAUGAUUCAGAAAUUUGAGAUGAACAAGCAGCUUUCAGAGCGAGGAUCCCUCAUCCUCUACCUGGACAAGAUUUCUCGUACCAGGGAAGACAGGAUUUCAUUCCGGCUGCACAGAAUAAUGAAUGGAGGCUUCCUUCAACCAGCAGCUGUCACUGUAUAUGAAUACUACUCCUUAGAAAAUCGCUGUGUGAGGUUUUAUCAUCCAACCAGGAAGGAGGGAGCUGUUCAGAAAAUCUGUAAGAAUGAUGUCUGUCAGUGUGCCGAAGAAAAUUGCAGCCUUCAAAAGAAGGAGAAAAUUCUUGAGGCUCACCGUAAUAAGAAAGCCUGUGAUCCUAAAAUAAAUUACGUUUAUAAAGCUGUCAUUUUGAGAGAACGUGAGGAUGCAUUAACAGUCUAUUACGAUGUGAGGAUUGAACUUGCCCUCAAAACAGGUCCAGAAAUCAACGUGGAGGGUGAGGAGCGUACCUUCUCCUUACAGAUCUCUUGCAAAGAAGCUUUGAAUCUGAAGCGAGGUGAGAGCUAUCUGAUCAUGGGCCAGGCUGAUGAUGUCCAAAUCGUGGGCAGAAUUGGUCAGUAUGCUCUGGGAGAGAGGACGUGGUUGGAGUUCUGGCCCAGUUUGGAGGAGAGCAAGACUAGCGCUGAACUCAAAGAAAAAUACAACGGGAUGUUGAGUAUCCAGCAGGAUCUGCGCUUCGGCUGCAGCAAAUGAGUCAAGUGCCAGAUUAUUGCUUUGAGAUGCUCAGUGACUAAAUGAAACAUUAUAAAACAGAAAAUCAGUAUAGCUUCAUUUUCAACUUUACAUGUAUGUUAAAUAUGAGUUGUGAGUCCAUUUUGACUAUUGCUUUUUACCCGCAAUUAUCCUGUUAUUCAGAAUGAAUGUAUACUUAAGCAUGACUUGCUACACCACCAUUCUUAAGGUGUUGGGAUAUAUGUAUGUCUAAGCAAAUUUCCAUAAUAAAUAUGGUUAAGCAAUA
Molecule: messenger RNA, 4360 nt
Organism: Carassius carassius (crucian carp)
Lineage: Eukaryota; Metazoa; Chordata; Actinopteri; Cypriniformes; Cyprinidae
Product: complement C3-like
Exons: 35
Coding region: 1-4095 (1364 amino acids)
Cellular component (GO): extracellular region
Molecular function (GO): protein binding; endopeptidase inhibitor activity
Source: RefSeq, a predicted model, not a curated record